GAUUGUCUGAUUGUCGCCUGUGCGAUGAUUCAAUCAGUGAACAAUAUAUAGUUCAGUGGAUUCAAUUGCUGAUAAUAUCCCUCAUUAACCAUAAAAAUCCCUUAUAUUCCUCAUACGUUGCUGUUGCCAUGACGAGGAAUGUGUAACAAAUUAUCGAGAAAUAUCAAAAUCACAACACUGGUACAAAUAAACGAGAAAUUUUGACAAAUAAAAGUAUGGCAACUAAUUUUAGCGCGAAUCAGGUAAAGAUUUACUGUACUGGUGUCACAUAAAGCAAUGGCAAAGAUUAUACAAUGUGGCAGAAGAAGGAACCUUUCUUGUAAGAUUGUACGUCUUAUAAAAUUUAUUUCUGUGUUUAUUUUGUUUUCAGUACGAAAAUGCAUUUGGUGGGAAACGACUUCAGAACUGGGAAGUUCCAGCAACUUUUAAAGAGGUGUGUUUAUUUAUUUGAACUACAAAUGCAUUUGUAAAAAACAUGUCUGUGUUUGUUAUGGUCUUAUAGAUCUAGUUCAAUUCGGUAAUCGUCAUGUAGUGAUAUAUUAAUUAAUGUAGUAGAACCAUUCCCCAAUAACUCUAUAUAUAAGUUCCAAAGUCUUCAGUUAUUAAAUUCUUCAAAGGGUUUACUAAUUACCUGAGUAUACAGUGUAACUGGCCAGAAAUUCAAAUUAUGGAGGCCAGUCAAGUCAGCCUAUAUGGGCAAUAUCACUAUAUGUUUCUGCUGGAAGGGCUCCAGUCAACUCAACUCAGCCUGUGGACAUGCCAACUUGGCCCACCUGCCAAAUUAGCCCAACCAACUCGGCUCACUAAGUUAACUCGGCCCAGUAUCAGGACCAAGUUGACCCAAAAGCCAAUCAUGCUCUUUAGGGAUGAGCCAAUUAAUCGGCCAAUUUUUAAUAAUUGGUAAUCGGCCGAUUAUUUCUGUAUAAUUGGCCACUUGCUGAUUAUUGAUCAGUUUCUUCUUUUUAUUGCAGAUAAAUGAAAAUUUGUGUAUUCAUUGUGUUUUUUUGCACAUGUUUAAAAAUCUUUUCACGUUAUAGAGCGGCAUCACUUCACUCAGCAGUUGCUACACAAAUACGUAUAAAAAAAUCUUGCAUAAAUAUUAUCUCUUCAUGGGAAAUGGAAUUGUUAAGUGAGAAAAUUUACACUUAUUGAUGUGACCCCCUUGACAAUGUAGGUGGAUUAUGUGUGUAGCUUAAGCUGGAUUUCCUCUUAGUGGAAAACAUUGUGUGUGCACAAUGAGACAAAAGAUGUCAUGAAAAAGUGGAAAACUUUUCAAUUUGUAAUCCAGCAGCUAGCGUAAGGAAGAGACACAAAUGAAUGCCAGAGAUACUAUAGCUGAGUGCUUUGCUACAUUAGCUUCUCAAGUUUAAUUUUAACACAGAAAAGCAUCUGAGGUUCACCUGAACAACUAACACCUAACUGAUAAAUGUGUUGGCUUUGUCCGAUUAUUUUGUAUAUUAUCGGCCACCGAUUAAUUGAAUCGGCAAUUUCAGUAAUCGGCUCAUCCCUAAUGCUCUUGUUUGCCUUUAGUUUAAUAGAUUUACCACAUGAUUACAUACAAAACAUUACAGACAGUAGUAAUAAGUUACAGUUUGUGGCAGGGAAUGAAAACAGGACAAAAGCCCCAAUUGACAUCCAAUCCCUUUCCCAUCUGUUUUGUUUUUUCAAAAUAGACAUUCAAGUCUCAAGACGUUUAGUGUUUUUAUCUGGUUUUUAAUUGUUAUUGUUAUGAACAUGUCACAAUUUGGGAACAUAAAACAAAUAUAAAACUACACUUUGGAAUUAAACGAUAACCAUAGUAGGCCGAGUCCUUCAUAAUAUGCCACAUACAAUUUAAAUAAGCUUACCUUGUCCUUGUAUAUAUAUAGGAUAUAAAUACUGGGCCGAUUUAACUUUAGUUAGCAGUGGGCCAAGUUGGUUGGGCCGGAACAAAGGCCCCACAUUAGGGUCCAUUGCCAAUUAUGCAUUCUAGCUUGAAUAACAGUGUCACCUUAUUCUGUGACAGUGUCUUUUAUAUGUUAAAAAUUUAAGCGCUUUCAUUCGUUGAGAGCCAAUAUCAAUCUAUUAGAGGACAGACGCACAGAAUUACGUCACACAAAACCUUAUCCAAUAGCAUUCUCUUAUAGUCUUAUUUGUAUAGAUCAUGUACGCCGGACACAUGAUAUUUGCAAAAUUUCGCUAUUUACCUGUUUAAUUCGGGGGUUUUCUUUUUAUAAGGGACCGGUCAUUAUUUAUGGUGGAGGGUGGCACCCAAGAGAAAUGUUUUUCGUGGCAAAAAUUUUGUUGAUCCAACCAUUAAGAAGACAAAAAAUUGAUUACCCAACCUCAAAUAUAAAUUGAAAAAUAAUUACCCAUCCCUGGCCAAAAACUUUACAAAAGGAUACCAUUCAGUUGUCACACAUGUCUUUUACCACUUCUAUGACAUGAGUUUGAUAACAACUUGUGAAAUUUUCUGCAGUCUAAAGUUUCAUGUUGUCUGCACAUGCACUUUCUUUGGAAACACCAUUUGUUUUGUCAAAAUGACCAAGAUAGUGACUCUGAUUGAUUCACAUAUUGUAUUGACAAAUGACUGUUGACAUUGCUUUUCAGUCUCCAAUAUUUCAGUGGGUCAUGCUUUGGAAAUGACAAUAAAUUUUUAUUACCCAACCCUUGAGUUGUUUUGUUUUUCAUUUACCCAACCUUUUACUUACUCAAAAUUUUGAUUACCCAACCCUUUUCUCUUCGGUGCCACCCCCCACCAUAAAUAAUGACUGGUCCCUAAUAUCAAACAAAUAGACAAGAUUUUGCCAUAAUGUGGGAACAACAAAAAGUGACCCACUCGCCUUGGCAGCUCAUGAGCAUCUUUUUUGUUCUUCCCACAUUGUGACGUCAUACUGUGUAUCUAUAACUGAACAGCCAAUGGCAAAAUCUUAUCUAUUUGUUAAAUAUAGCCUGUGUUCCACUCCAUCUGUUGUACUUAGUUAUCGCAAUGGCGUAGUUGACUAAAACGCAGACUAUGUUUUGUAAUGUAAUUUCAAUUGUCAUUUACUGCAGAGUAUUUUACAUGGACUAACAAAUAUUAAAAGUUGAAGAACAACUAAAUGCAACAAUUGAUAACUCAUGCUUAAAUUUUUGUUCUACUAACAGAGACCAUCCCGUCUUGAAGGUUAUACAAAACCCAUUGCUGAUAACAGAGGACAUCUGAUGGAUGGUGUGCAACGUUCACAGAAAUGUCCAUGGGGUGGAUUUGUUGGUACAUGGGAUUCCCGCAACAACAAAACUAAACCUCAACUACCAGGUGGGAAAUUAAAAUACGAUGGUGGUGCCGAGAUCUUGACAGUACAUACACCACCACCACCAAGUGCAAGCAAGAAAAAUGUGGAGAAACCAUUAUCACCGAUUCCUCAGCCAUUUGAUGAAAAAGACAUGGGAAUUUUGAAGCACAUUGAAGAUAUAAAGAAAACUGAGGCACUAGAAGCUAACAAACUCCCUACACCUUCACCGCCACCCAGAACAGCUGAACGCACGCCAAGUCCUGCAGCAAGCAAAGCUGGGGUUGACAUUUCAAUUCAGCCAGAAUAACUGAUACAAAAUAGACCAAAUUUUAAUGAAUGCAAUUGUUUUCUCUAAGAUAAUGUGUUCCCACACAAAACUUUCAAUUAUUAAUUAUUAUAUCUUAUUAAUAAUGCAGGAUUUGAGAUGUAAAUAUUCGGUAACUUAUUUUUAGUGAAGUGAAAUUCUCAAACAUGUAAAACCUUAUAAAUACUGUAUGACUUACAGUAUUUGGUAAUUUGAAAGAAAACAAACAAUGAAAAAAAGGAUAUAAUUUGGGUUGUGGUGUGAAGCAAUAUGUCUAUAUAAAGGCCAGUUUAUACUGUCUUGCACUUUUUGCUGUGACUAAACAAGCCUUGAAUGGGUCAUAAAUUUUGAAGUACAGUAGUAGUUAGUUAAGUCUUGCAGGAUAAAAAACAAAUUUCCUACUGCAGGCUACAUGAAUAUUUCCGUUCCGAACUGUUCCGCUGUAAUUUAGGUAUUGAGUUAGUAGAUUAUUCAAUAAUUUCAAUAUUUAUUAUUUAUUUAUUAGAGGUAUUCAAUAAUUUCAAUAAUGAUCACUCAAUCAGUGUAAUUUUCAGUAUUCAGGCUAUCAAGCAUAACAAAUAUCUCAACAUUUCUGCAAAAAUGUAGACCUCCCCCUAAAAUUUUGGGAAUUAGGUUCCCAGGCUCUGAUACUUUUUCCACUUCUGCAAACGAGUGUUCCCAAAAUCGACUGUAUUUUACAAAGAAAAUUCAGUUACUUUGAGGCUGGUUUCAAUAGAUCAGGUUCUUCCAACUAAUUUAACAAGGGGUUACACGCCCACAGCCCCUGCUCGCUAUGUCCCUGUUUACAUUCAAGACUUGCUUCAAGACUCUCGUUUUCUAUGUGGAUACUAGCAGACAGCGUCUGCAGCUUCUGCGAGGAGGAUGUGUAUAUGAAUCUUCAUUCGUAAUGCACCUUGAGGAUUAGAAGAUCUGCAAUGACAUAGUGUUCAGAUCUUUGCACC
Paramuricea clavata is the source of this 4520-nucleotide messenger RNA. Lineage: Eukaryota; Metazoa; Cnidaria; Anthozoa; Malacalcyonacea; Plexauridae. The record is from the annotation of a GenBank genome assembly.